Molecule: messenger RNA, 2572 nt
Organism: Camelina sativa (false flax)
Lineage: Eukaryota; Viridiplantae; Streptophyta; Magnoliopsida; Brassicales; Brassicaceae
Source: RefSeq, a predicted model, not a curated record
AAUUAAAAAAAAAAAAAAAAAAGAAAGUAGUCAGCUUUGCCCUCCGCGUUCUCUCGGAGAUCUACUCCAAAAAUCCAAAGGUUGGAGUUUGUGAAAUCCUAAAGGGAGGGAGAUGCCAAUUUAAAGAAGCAGAGAGAGAGAGAGAGAGAGAGAGAGAGAGAGAAGCGGCGGGGAAGCAGAGUUAUGGGCGGGUUGUGUUAGUUAGUUUCAUUGCCAACUUCCUUUGGGCUUCUUCUCAACUCAACUGCAUUGGGAGAAGUUGGCAGCUGCACAUUUGCCUCGUCUAGACAAGGAAUUUAAUAUAUCCGGAGCAUUGAUCUCGUGCAUUCUCAUGUUGAUAUAAGUACAAUUUCGAUGGGGAGGAAGAUUCUAUAUAUGCCUAAAUAGAUGGGACAUUCACAUUUAGGGAUGUGGUAACUGAUGGAUUGGGCGGUACCAUCUACAUUGUUAUUGGUCAAUAUGGUCCUCAAUGCAUAUAUAGGCCCUACAACUAAAACAUUUGUGCUCGACACCGAUACAAAUACGUGGAGUGACUUCAUUUCAUUUACCAGUUCCUAAGGUUAACAAGGGACAGGCUGCACCAGACUUCACGUUAAAGGAUCAGAACGGAAAGCCGGUGAGCCUCAAAAAGUAUAAAGGGAAGCCUGUUGUUCUCUACUUCUACCCUGCAGAUCAAACCCCUGGCUGCACCAAACAGUCAAAAGUCGAACCUUGUCGUCACACAUAACAAUUCUUGGUUAAGAAUUUGGAGCAGUAACUAGCAAUGAGAGCUCUUUUACUAUUAUUUGAGCUGGUUCCAUAUCGAAAUACAUCGCCGUCCUUAUACUGGCAGGCAACACUUUUAAGGAGAGGCUGUUAGCUCGUUUCUGUAGAGAGAAGCUAGCUGAGAGAUCCUUGUCAGCCUUUCUUCAUGGUGGAAACAUACUGAUUCAAGAAUCUGAUAAAUAUAUCGUCAAGUUUUAUGAAGCACCUCGCAGAAAAAGAAUAUGAUAUCAUGGCCAGAAGUGGUAUUGCCAGUGUUCUCUGAGUGCUUGUUACCUGAAAUCUCUUCUCUGCCUACUGAGUGAAGAUUUAUCCUUUUUUCCUUUUCUUGCACAAAGAUCUUUGUACGUAUUGCCGUCGGCUACUUAUAGUAUUGCAGGCCCACAAGCCCAAUUUUCAGCUGAAUCUAGGACGAAGAAAGCUCACAAUAGAAGGUGAGUCGGUGAGGCACACAAGAUUACUAGGGUUUUCGUUUUUCAUACACACACAGCACUAGAUUACAAGGGUUUUAUUAUAUCUGAGCAACCGAUUUGAAACUUUUGUUGCACGGUAUCAUAUCUCCAAGUUAUCUAAAAACUCUCUGUUUAAAGAGCUAGUGAUGAAGAGGAGGAACAUAAUAGAUCUUCCGGAGGAUUUGCUGGUAGAGAUACUCUAUAGGCUUCCCAAGGCUUUUGAUCUGGACGAUGUACCUCAAAAGGAUGGAACGCUCUUAUCACAAAAUAUAAGAGACCUGCGAACAAGUCUCGGAUCAUCAUGUUGAUUGAUUUUAGGGUUUAUUCAGCGAGUAUUGAUCUCAGUGGAGUUCAAGACGAAAACAACGUUGUAAAGGUAACAAGACAAUUAAGUCUCAAAGAUCCUCUUUCUACUUCUCCUAAAGAAGUCGAUAUUCGUGAAGUAUUUCACUGCGACAGCAUAUUGCUAUGCACCACCGAGGACGAUAGACUUGUGCUUUGGAAUCCAUGUUCAGGUGAAAAAACCAGGUGGAUGAACAACCCCGUAGGCCAUUCCUUGAAGAAAUAUAAUUACUACGCUCUCGGUAAAUCCUCCUCCUCCAACAAGUACAAAAUCUUGAGGAUUCGUCAACAUGGAACUGGUAUACUUAAAUGCCUAGUUGAGUACGAAAUCUAUGACUUUACCUCUCAUUCUUGGAGGGUUGUGGGUGAGACUAGCGACUGGUCCAUUCACUGGUUGAUGCAUCGUGGCAUGUCUGUGAAUGUAAAUACUUACUGGCUUGCCUCUAGUCAUAUUCCAGACUCGCAAAAGGAUUUCUUAUUAAGUUUUGAUUUCUCAACAGAGAGAUUCCAAAGUAUGUCUCUUCCAGUUGAUGAUUUUUCUUAUGAUUUUAUGGCUUUAUCAGUUACUAGAGAAGAGCAUAAACUUUGUCUGUUAGGUAAGAGAUAUCCUUACAAUGAUACACAUGUAUGGAUAGCAACUAAGAUUGAGAGUACCGGAGCCAUGUCAUGGAGCAAGUUCCUAACACUGAAACGGUCGAUUUAUCGCCAGCUUAUAUUAUGUAGUGGGAUGAAUUUCUUGGCCGAUCCGGAGAAUAACGUAUUAGUGUGUCCUGGUAGACAACAGAACUCAAACAGCUUCUUACACAUUUUCGGAAAAGAUAAACACAUGGGAGUGGAUCAUCAUGAUGCAGGAUCUAAAUGCUUACUCGUCUGUUAUGUUCCAACCUUAGCUCAAAUCCAACAAGGUUCUUAAUUAGGCCAGGCGCAAAGAAAGCAACAAUCACGUGACUUGUAAUAAUAUUGUGACACCAGUUUAAUUAUGCAUUAUCUAUUCACAUGGUUUUCGUGAUAUUUAA